Panicum hallii is the source of this 1175-nucleotide messenger RNA. RefSeq lists its product as uncharacterized. The record is from RefSeq and is a predicted model, not a curated record. Gene Ontology annotation, cellular component: chloroplast. Bases 93 to 941 code for a protein of 282 amino acids. NCBI's taxonomy places the organism in Eukaryota, Viridiplantae, Streptophyta, Magnoliopsida, Poales, Poaceae. Gene Ontology annotation, molecular function: N-acetyltransferase activity. Gene Ontology annotation, biological process: N-terminal protein amino acid acetylation. The transcript is spliced from 4 exons.
GCCCAUCCUUAUCGUUUCUCCCUCAUCCCCUCCGCUGCUGGCCCAGCGCCGCCGACGCGCGCCUCACCCCAAGCUCUCCGGGACCGGGAGCAAUGCGAGGCUCCCGCCCGGGCGGGGCCGCUCCGGCGUGCUUGGCCCGGAGCUCCAGCUCCGGCUUCCACGCCAUGAUCUGGCCGGCGACAGCGAUCAAUCCGAGUCGGAUCGGCCUCCCCUCCGUCCGAGCAGCCCGGCGGCGGCCGUUCCGCUCCGGCGACAGGGCCACGCGAGGGAUUUGCUACGCGAGCCAGGCGGUCGAGCUGCUGCCGGCCCUGUGCCCCGAGAUCGUCGUCCGGGACGCGCGGCUCGAGGACUGCUGGGAAGUGGCGGACACCCACUGCGGCUCGUUCUUUCCUGGGUACAAGUUCCCGCUGGACCUCGUCCUGCGGAUCGACCGCUACAUUGCCCUGCUGUCUGGAUUCACAGUCCCGCCCGGGUGCAUGAGGACGUGCCUUGUCGCGGUCAAUUCUAAUUCUGUAAAUAAUACCUUCGAUGUUGAGUGUGGAGAUGCUGGGGAUGCCCAUUUUCAGAAGUACGCUCUGAGUAGAGGCUCCAUAGCUGGCAUCCUUACGGUUGACACCGUGGCGGACUAUCUUCCGAGGAGGGGACACCUGAAGCAGAGAAGAACAGGUAUUGCGUAUAUAGCAAACGUCGCGGUGCGAAAGGAGGAACGGCGGAAAGGAAUCGCUAAAAUGUUGGUCCAAGAAGCAGAGGCACGGGCAAGGAGUUGGGGAUGCCGGUCCAUGGCAUUGCACUGUGAUGUAAACAACAUAGCUGCCCUGCGCCUGUACAAAAACCAAGGCUUCAAAUGCAUCCGUGUACCGGAAGGGGCUAGAUGGCCCGAGCCCAAGAUAGUUGAAGGAGUGCGAUACAGCUUCAUGAUGAAGCUAGUGCCCAAGACUUGAGCCGUGUAAGUUAUGAUCAUCAGGAAUAGAAAAGGUUUUAAGUUUGUAGAUUCUGCACAGAUGACAGAUGCACCAUUCACAUGUACAGCAGUUGGUAUACAGUCGUGGCUACUUUGUAAAUGGUAUAUAUCAGCUACGUGAUGCACCAUUCACAUGUAAAGAGGGAUUGGAUUGCCAUAUUAAUUUGGGUAUCCUGUCUCCAACGGGAGACUCUAAACCGUUCUCUACCCUGUA